UAAAACUAUAAACCUAUAUAAAAGCAAGAAUAUUGUCUUUAAUACAAUGAAUUUGCAAUAUGAUAUCAAUAAGGACUCUAGCAUAGAAAAUUUGGAUAUUUUAAGAAAAAAGAUCCAUCCAAAGUUGUUUUUUUUUAAAAAAGAGAUUUUAAGAGCUUUAAAAAAGGCAAAAAGAUUUGAAUUUCAAAAGAUAUCAAAGAGAAUUAGAAAUGAAAGAUCGGCCGAUAAUAUUACAAUUUUAGAUAGAUUAAAGGAAGAAUUGUUAGUAGUUAAGGAUCUUGAUUUAGAAGCUAUUAAAGACUUUUUGUUGUAUAUUAACUGUUUAAAAGAACCAUUAUUAUUUCAGAUUAUACAUAUAGAGCCAGUAAACUCACCACUAAAAAAUGUAUCAGAACCAGUCAAAAAUGUUAUUAACAGGAUUUUUAAUUCAAAUAGUGUUAAGAAGUGCAUAAAAAGAGUUAUAUUUUCUUUAAAAAAAAUAGCUAAGAUUCAAGAUGAUACAAUAAGGCCAAAAAAUCCUCAAAAAAACAAGGGAAAUUCCCUUAAAGAUCCUUUAAUAUUGAAUAAUAAGUCAAAAGAUAAUGAAGAAGGAAAUACAGAGUCUUUAAAUGAAAAAAAUAAGGAAAAAAAUCAAGAUAUUUUAGAAAAAAAGGCAGAAUUAAAAAUUAAAAAUGAUAUUCAAUUAAAAUCCAAAAAGAAACAAAAUAUUGAAGAAAAAUUAAAGAAUUUAUCUGGAUCAACCUUUUUACCAAGUCUUUCUGCCGGUUAUAUUUCAGGAAGUGAUGAUAAUAAUGAUAUUGAUACUGAAUAUAAAGAUAUUGAUAAACCUAAGAAAAAUAGAAGAGGACAGAGAGCUAGGCGAAAAAUAUGGGAGAUGAAAUAUGGAAAAAAUGCAAGACAUUUACAGGUUAAAAGAAAAAAAAUGAAUUCUAAUGAAAACAUUAAAUUAUCAUAUAAUAAUAAUAAAUCAGCUUUGAUAAAUAGAGAGAAUAAAGAGGUUAAGCCACUACAUCCAUCAUGGGAGGCAGCUCGUCGCUUAAAAAAGAAGGAAUCAAGCAAUAUAAAAUUUGAAGGGACAAAAAUCAAAUUUGAAUAGUUCAACUAUAAUUUUAAAAUAAUAAUAAUAAUAAAUAAAUGA
Messenger RNA from Pneumocystis carinii B80, 1138 nucleotides. RefSeq lists its product as hypothetical. Gene Ontology annotation, biological process: maturation of SSU-rRNA. The transcript is spliced from 3 exons. NCBI's taxonomy places the organism in Eukaryota, Fungi, Ascomycota, Pneumocystomycetes, Pneumocystales, Pneumocystaceae. Gene Ontology annotation, cellular component: nucleus; 90S preribosome. The coding region runs from base 47 to 1096 and encodes 349 amino acids. The record is from RefSeq and is a predicted model, not a curated record.